GAAGAAACCAUAACAUGAAAUGCGAACCUUCUGUAGAGGAUUGUCACUUCUGUUCGGUCUCGUGAGUAAGAGGGAUGGGAGACUUACCAGGCAGAAGGCUUUUGUCUUUACUGUUUUUCAUUGUACUCCUGUCAGAGGGACAUUUCCGAUGGGUUGAGGCCCAACACUGUGUGUGGUAUCGCGAGUGUGGGGAGUCCGAGAAGGUGCACGGAAAGAAGUACAACUGCAACUACACUGGUCCUGCCCUCCCGCUAGACCCUCAGGGUUAUGACCUUCUCACGGAGCUGUGUCCUGGGUAUGACUAUGGAAACCGACUGUUGUGCUGUGAUGUUGACCAGUUGCGCACUCUCAAAGGGAGUCUUCAGCUACCUCUUCAGUUCCUGUCUCGGUGUCCCGCCUGCUUCUUCAAUCUGAUGAACCUCUUCUGUGAGCUGACAUGCAGCCCCCAUCAGAGUCAGUUCAUGAAUGCCACCAAGUUCAACGAUUCCAGUAUAAUUGAAGUGCAGUACUAUGUUGGACAGACAUUUGCUAACUCCAUGUACAAUGCGUGUAAGGACGUCCAGGCACCAUCCAGCAACGUGAAGGCCUUAUCUCUGCUGUGUGGGAAGGAUGCAAAGGACUGCAACGCCACUAACUGGAUCCAGUAUAUGUUCAAUAUUAACAAUGGACAGACACCCUUUCCUAUUAUCCCGAUAUUCUCAGAUGUCCCAGUGUCUGGCUAUACCCCCAUGAACAACAAGACGUAUAACUGUACAGAGGCCCUGGAGGACGGUUCAGGCCCCUGCUCAUGUCAGGACUGCACAAAGGCCUGUGGACCCAAACCUAUACCUCCCCCUGUCCCCAGUCCCUGGACAAUCCUCGGUCUUGAUGCUAUGACUGCCAUCAUGUGGAUCUCUUACAUUGCCUUCCUGCUUAUCUUUAUUGGAACUGUACUGGGAGCUUGGUGUUACAGGAAAAGGAUGAUCAUGUCUGAGUAUGGCCCCAUAUUGGACAGCAAUAAUCCCCUGUCUCUCAACAGUGAUAAUCCUGACCAAGUAAAUGCAUCAUGCUGUGAAACAUUGGGUGAGCGCUUCGAGAAUGCUCUGCGGAUCAUCUUCAGCUCCUGGGGUUCCUUCUGUGUGCGGCAUCCCUCUGUGGUCAUACUGGGCUGCCUGAUCCUGGUGGUCGCCUCCUCUGGAGGCCUGGUCUACAUGCGCGUCACCACAGACCCCGUUGAGCUGUGGUCAUCUCCCACUAGCCAGGCUCGUCAAGAGAAGGACUACUUUGACAGCCACUUUGGACCCUUCUUUAGAACUGUGCAGCUCAUCAUAACAACUCCACUCAAUGACACUUUCAUCUACUCCCCAUACUUUGGAGGAUCAGAUGUCCCAUUUGGAGCCAUCCUGGGCAAAGACAUUUUGCACCAGGUGCUGGAUCUGCAGCUUGACAUCGAACGUAUUGUAGCAACAUAUGAGGGCCAGAACGUCACACUGAAAGACCUCUGCUUGGCUCCACUGGCCCCAUACAAUACCAACUGUACCAUCUUGAGUGUCCUGAACUACUUCCAGAACAGCCAUGCCGUGCUGGACCACAGCAAGGGAGACGACUUCUUUGUCUAUGCUGACUUUCACAGCCACUUCCUCUACUGUGUCAGUGCACCAGCAUCUCUCAAUGACACCACUAUGCUCCAUGACCCCUGUUUAGGCACCUUUGGUGGUCCCGUCUUCCCUUGGCUGGCACUUGGGGGUUACGAUGAAACCAACUACAACAAUGCCACCGCUUUAGUGAUCACAUUUCCACUCAACAACUACCUGAAUGACUCAGUCAGAAUGGGCAAAGCUCUGGCAUGGGAGAAAGAAUUUAUCAAGUUCAUGAAAAACUUCAAAAACCCCAACCUGACCAUAGCCUUUAGUGCAGAGAGGAGCAUUGAAGAUGAAUUAGACAGAGAGAGCAACAGUGAUGUCAGCACCAUAGUAAUCAGCUACGCUAUAAUGUUCAUCUACAUCUCACUGGCACUUGGGCACAUCCACAGCUUCAGAAGAGUAUUGGUGGACUCUAAGAUUUCUCUGGGUGUAGCGGGUAUCCUAAUUGUGCUGAGCUCCGUGGCCUCCUCACUGGGGAUCUUCAGCUAUUUUGGUGUCCCCCUCACCCUCAUUGUGAUUGAAGUCAUUCCUUUCCUGGUGCUAGCUGUUGGAGUAGACAACAUCUUUAUUAUAGUACAGACAUAUCAGAGGGAUGAGCGGAUGCCCCAGGAGCAACUUCAUCAGCAGAUUGGUCGUAUUCUUGGAGACAUAGCCCCUAGCAUGUUCCUCUCCUCCUUCUCCGAGACGGUGGCUUUCUUCCUGGGAGCCCUGUCCAACAUGCCCGCAGUGAGGACUUUCUCUAUGUUUGCUGGCUUGGCUGUUUUUAUUGAUUUCCUGUUGCAGAUCAGUUGCUUUGUCAGCUUGCUCGGCUUGGACGCCAGAAGACAGGAGGGAAAUCGACUCGACAUAAUUUGCUGUGUGAAACUGUCAGAAGGUCAGGAAACCAAGACAGACAGCUUCCUCUUCCGCUUUUUCAAGAAAGUCUAUGCCCCAUUCAUCCUCAAAGAGUGGGUACGACCGAUCAUAGUGGCAGUGUUUGUGGGAAUGCUCUCCUUCAGUAUUGCUGUGGUGAAUAAAGUAGAGGUUGGACUGGACCAGAAACUCUCCAUGCCUGAUGACUCGUACGUGCUGGACUACUUUAAGAACAUAAGCGAAUACCUCCACACUGGAGCUCCAGUGUACUUUGUGGUGAAGGACGGUCUCAACUACAGCUCUCCAGAGGGCCAGAAUGUUGUGUGUGGAGGAGUGGGCUGCAACAACAACUCUCUAGUCCAGCAGGUCUACGCCGCCUCACUCAUCAGCAACUACACAACCAUCGCCUUCACACCGUCCUCUUGGCUCGAUGACUACUUUGACUGGGUGAAGCCUCAGUCCACCUGCUGUCGAUACUACAACAACACUGGGGCCUUCUGCAAUGCCUCGGUGGUAAAUUCCUCCUGUGUACAUUGUCGGCCCAUGACUCCCAGUGGGAAGCAGAGGCCAGUAGGAGACGACUUCAUGCGGUUUCUGCCCAUGUUUUUGUCAGACAAUCCCAACGCCAAUUGUGGAAAAGGCGGCCACGCAGCCUACGCCACGGCAGUUGACCUGUAUCCUGGCAACACGGGGGUCGGAGCCACUUAUUUCAUGACCUACCACACCAUCCUGAAAGAAUCCCCAGACUUCAUAGAUGCUUUAAGAAUGGCCCGAAUCAUAGCUGACAAUAUCACUCAGUCCACGAACCACAAAGUUUUUGCCUACAGCGUCUUCUAUGUGUUUUACGAGCAGUACCUCACCAUUGCGUAUGACACCGCUCUCAACUUGGGCAUGUCAUUGGCAUCCAUAUUUCUGGUGACGACGGUGUUGUUGGGCUUCGAGCUAUGGUCAGCUGUGCUCGUCAGCAUUACCAUCGCCAUGAUCCUGGUCAACAUGUUCGGCAUGAUGUGGCUGUGGAACAUCAGCCUCAACGCAGUGUCUCUUGUGAACCUGGUCAUGAGCUGUGGUAUCUCGGUGGAGUUCUGCAGUCAUAUUGUACGAGCCUUUUCCAUCAGUGUGAAGAAGGACCGAGUGGAGCGGGCAGAGGAGGCCUUGGCUCACAUGGGCAGCUCUGUAUUCAGUGGGAUCACAUUAACAAAGUUUGGCGGUAUUCUAAUCCUGGCACUUUCUAAGUCACAGAUCUUCCAGGUUUUCUACUUUAGGAUGUACUUGGCCAUAGUGUUGCUGGGGGCAACACACGGCCUCAUCUUCCUCCCUGUACUGCUCAGUUAUAUCGGUCCUUCAGUUAACAAGGCAAAGGUGUUUGCUGCUAACAAGCGCUGUGUUGGUACAGAAAGGGAGCGGCUCCUCAACUACUAGCCGGCCGGUUUGGACAAUGAACAAAGAACUAACUAUUUGUGUGGGAGGGACUAUGCGGGUGUGUGCGCAAGCCGUUUCUGUGACUAAUGACCCACUCAUCAUCGUUGCCACUACUAUGCACAGAUUUAACUCAGGAAUAUACUUUGGAAUAGGAGCGCCGGAGGCCUUGUCCAACUGCAAACUAAUUGAGUUUCCUCAGAAGACUUUGGACCCCCUACCAUUCCUCCUCCUCCCGCUUCUAACGCUUCACACUACAUGACAAGCCUGACUUCAAUGUUUGAAGCAUGAGCGACAUACCGCUGUACAGAAAACGCCACUUUGACAGUGUGGAAGUAGGAGAGACGCCACCCCCCGACAUCAGUUGACAGACAGUAUAUCAGUUCCAUAUAUGCUAUGAGCUAUUUUCAUUUGGGAAACUCAAAAGGGUAAAACUUUUUUAAUAUAUACCAGGGGAAAAAAUAAUGUGUAAAAUUACUUUUUUUCAAACAUUUACAUAUGUGGGGCUUUUGUAGAACUAUUUGAUAUUAUGAAUCAUUUAUUGACUGGCACAAUGCACACAGACUGGAGCUAAUUAGAGUACAUUAAUAUUAUCAUAGGCCCUCAUAAUACCUGGCAUUAACAUGGAUCAUACCCGGGGCUGUGUCCAGAGACUGUAUUAAAUAGCAGGCCAGCUAGUUGUAGCAUUUUCAUCUAGUAGUGCAUUUCCUGUGCAGCUUUUAAGUGUUAGGACAGUAAUGUUUCGACUCAGCACACUGGAAUUGCACAUUAGAAUUUAAGAACAGCGAGUGGUGUAGGAAUUGAAGCCCCUAUUUUUUUUAUUAUUAUUAUUUUUUUAAAGGCUACAUUGAUGUCGAUGUAAACACUACCAAAGCUUACACAUAACAGUCAUCGUUUCAUUUACAAGUCACAGUAGUGGGAUACAGAGCCAAAAGCUAAACAGUCCAAGUACUUGUGCAUAUCCAAACCACAUCCUGCAUGGUCUUUUAUUUCCACAUUGGAAAUAAGCUAUUUACAUGAUCUGGUGCAACAUUUCAUUUUAGAACUAGUCUAAUGUAUCCUAAUUGUCCUUUUUAAAGUGUUUGCAUGACUAGGUUAGUAGUCCAUCCUGGGUGCUUUUACAAAUGGUCACAGCAAAAAACAAAACAAAACAAACAACCCGGUGUCAGUCCAGACGCAUGUUGAUGCCAGGUGUAAAGGGUGCCAGAAUGCUAAUAAUGGUUUUGCGUGGGAGUGUAAAUGAGACACUGCAGUUACUGAACAAAACAUUUGAUGCAUCUGAGGUGAAGAGAUGGAGACUUAUAUUUAACUUGAAAUAGCUUACGUAGGACUAAUUUAGAUGUAUUUCUUUGUCAUCUACUGUAGAAUGACUGCAUAAUGGUUCAGUGCUGAGGUUUUUUCAGUCCUAAACAUGUUAUUUUUUGUUUAACAAUUAACAGUUUGUUACUAUCCGUUACUUAAUAUCCUCUUCCAGUGUCCUUUUUUUUUUUUUUUUUAAACUAAGUCCUCCAAAGAAAUUACUUUGUUUUAAAGAAAAACCAACAACUUUGUGUAGCCAAUUGAAAAAAUAACUGUACACCCCAGGAGCGUGUUCACCUGCAUCACCUUCACCCCAUCUUGUCUGAGAUUGCAACGAGUCAUUGAUCCCUCAUCAAGGUGGUGUGCUUCCAUUAGGUAAAUUUGAAUGUGGUUGUGAUGUCACUGGAAGAGGAUGUUAACAUUUUACCCAAGGUACAAAAAAAACAACAACAACCUGCUGGGACCUUUAAGAUUACAAUUCCUUGAUUUUAGUGUUCUAAAAUACAGUAAUGUCGGGGUUUUUUUUUUUUUGAAUGUAAGAAAUAAGUUGGUCAAUGUAAAGUUUAAACCUGGAUGUAGAAAAAUGUUUGAGCUGUAACAUGAAUAAUGAAGAAUUUUGCUUGUUAACAGCACUCAAUCAAGCAUUGGCAUGCUUUUUAGUUUUUAAUGUUUUUUUAACACAUAUUAAAUACUUAACAUUCUCAGAAAAGUA
Messenger RNA from Micropterus salmoides (largemouth bass), 5901 nucleotides. It is a transcript of the gene npc1, whose product is annotated as Niemann-Pick disease, type C1. The transcript has 25 exons. Gene Ontology annotation, cellular component: membrane. Lineage: Eukaryota; Metazoa; Chordata; Actinopteri; Centrarchiformes; Centrarchidae. Bases 75 to 3893 code for a protein of 1272 amino acids. Gene Ontology annotation, molecular function: lipid carrier activity. The record is from RefSeq and is a predicted model, not a curated record.